Molecule: messenger RNA, 1545 nt
Organism: Aspergillus clavatus NRRL 1
Lineage: Eukaryota; Fungi; Ascomycota; Eurotiomycetes; Eurotiales; Aspergillaceae
Product: dihydrolipoyl dehydrogenase
Exons: 4
Coding region: 1-1545 (514 amino acids)
Cellular component (GO): oxoglutarate dehydrogenase complex; mitochondrion
Molecular function (GO): flavin adenine dinucleotide binding; dihydrolipoyl dehydrogenase (NADH) activity
Source: RefSeq, a predicted model, not a curated record
AUGUUUCGGAGUAUGCUGCCGCGGACGACACCGCGGGCUACCCUCCGCACUGCCGGUCCUCAGUCUGUUCCUUCGGCCUUCGUUGCUGCUCCCUCUCUGUCUCUGUACGGACGUCUGAGACGUGGAUACGCUUCUGAAUCUGGAGAACACGAUGUCGUUAUCAUUGGUGGUGGUGUCGCUGGUUACGUCGCUGCUAUCAAGGCUGGCCAGGAGGGUCUGAAGACCGCGUGUAUCGAGAAGCGUGGACGUCUGGGUGGUACUUGCCUGAACGUUGGCUGUAUCCCCUCGAAAUCAUUGCUCAACAACUCCCAUCUGUACCACCAGGUCCUCCAUGACACAAAAAAGCGCGGUAUCGAGGUCGGUGAUGUCAAGUUGAACCUCGAGCAGAUGAUGAAGGCCAAGGACACCUCCGUUGAGGGUCUCACAAAAGGAAUCGAGUUCCUGUUCAAGAAGAACAAUGUCGACUACAUCAAGGGUACCGGCUCGUUCGUUGACCCCAACACUGUCAAGGUGAACCUGCUCGAUGGUGGUGAGCAGACUCUGCGCGGAAAGAACAUCAUCAUUGCCACCGGCAGUGAGGCUACUCCCUUCCCCGGCCUGACCAUCGAUGAGAAGAGAAUCAUCACCAGCACUGGCGCUCUCUCCCUGAAGGAGGUUCCUAAGAAGAUGGUCGUCAUCGGUGGUGGUAUCAUUGGUCUGGAAAUGGCUUCCGUCUGGUCUCGCCUCGGCGCCGAGGUUACCGUCGUCGAAUUCCUGGGCCAGAUCGGUGGACCCGGCAUGGACACCGACAUCGCUAAGCAGGCCCAGAAGAUUCUGCAGAAGCAGGGUAUCAAGUUCAAGACCGGCACCAAGGUCACCAAGGGCGAUGACAGCGGAGAGACCGUCAAGCUGAGCGUUGAGGCCGCCAAGGGUGGAAAGGAGGAGACCCUGGAUGCCGAUGUUGUCCUUGUUGCCAUCGGCCGCAGACCUUACACUGAGGGACUUGGCCUGGAGAACGUUGGUGUUGAGAAGGACGAGAGAGGUCGCCUGGUGAUCGACCAGGAGUACCGCACCAAGCUCCCUCACAUCCGGGUCAUCGGUGACUGCACUUUCGGCCCCAUGCUUGCCCACAAGGCCGAGGAGGAGGCCGUUGCCGCCAUCGAGUACAUCAAGAAGGGCUACGGCCACGUCAACUACGCCGCCAUCCCCAGCGUCAUGUACACGCAUCCCGAAGUCGCCUGGGUUGGCCAGAGCGAGGCUGAGAUCAAGGCCGCCGGCAUCAAGUACCGUGUCGGUACCUUCCCCUUCAGCGCCAACUCUCGCGCCAAGACCAACCUCGAUACCGAGGGCCAGGUCAAGUUCAUUGCUGACGCUGAGACCGACCGCAUUCUCGGGGUGCACAUCAUCGGCCCCAACGCCGGCGAGAUGAUCGCUGAGGCUACGCUGGCUGUCGAGUACGGUGCCUCCUCUGAGGACAUUGCCCGGACGUGCCACGCCCACCCUACCCUGGCCGAAGCCUUCAAGGAGGCGGCCAUGGCCACCUACUCCAAGGCCAUCCACUUCUAA